This is a messenger RNA of Protopolystoma xenopodis, 546 nucleotides long. Lineage: Eukaryota; Metazoa; Platyhelminthes; Monogenea; Polystomatidea; Polystomatidae. The record is from the annotation of a GenBank genome assembly.
AUGGUUUAUAUUAGGUCUCGUGAUAUAUCUUUUGUCCCACAACUUAGACAUUUCGCUGAAUGUGUUGGUGGCCCGGCUUGUGGUCACCAGAUCCUAGUGAUUCCUCAUUUGCCACUGCCUUCUGUCUUAGGUACUGUUAUUCUAAGCGUUCAUCUGUACACAUACGCUGGCGACGUAUAUGCAGAGUGUCUCUCGGAUAGCAGUGUAUUUGUCCAGUCGCGACAAUGUAAUGAGUGUCAUCAUUUCCAUCCAACCACAGUAGUUAAAAUACCUCCUGGUUGUUGCUUAAAGAUCUUUUCCAAUCGUGAAUUCGCUGCUCUGCUUCACCUGACUGUGUCUCGGGGAGUCGAAGCUGUCUACGACCUUGUCAAGCUGUGCACCAUACGUAUGAGCUUUGUAAAGGGCUGGGGCGCAGAGUAUCACAGACAAGACGUCACUUCGACGCCCUGCUGGGUGGAAAUCCAUCUCCGAGGACCCUUCUUCUGGCUGGAUCGUGUUCUCCGUCAAAUGGGGCCCUCACAGAAUCCUAUAUCUUCAAUAUCAUAA